AUGAUGACUCGCUUGCGCAAAUCCCUGGCUGGUCCAGGGUACGUGAUCCUGAACGUCAUUCGCGUUCUCAAUAUUAUCACUUUCAUGGACCUUGUAGCUGCUUGUGCAGUCCUACUGGCCAAAAUCAACAUGCUGAACAGCUUCUUUUUCUUCGAGGCUGUGACCCAUGCCGUGGUUGCUCUGGUCAGCCUCUUCAUGAUCAUCUCGGAGCUGCCAGUACUCCAGGAUUAUUUCGACAACCAUUGGCCGAUGUUCGGACAAGAGUCUAGCUUCUACUCUCUCGGCGGGAUCAUGAUGAUCCUCGGUGUAGCGACACUGGGCAACCUGAACACCAAGGCCAUGACCCAGAAAACUAUCGGACUGACUUUCUGGCGAAUUAUCAUCUCCGCUGGCGUGCUGGCAAUGAUAGUUAGCGUGGUGAAUGUUCUGGCAAGCUACAUCUUCAGCGACCCCGAGUCCGGCGUCAGUGCCCGCCAAGUGCGGGUAGAUGGCGCCGUCGCACCGCAAAAGGCAAUGAGCCGAACCAGCAGCCACCGCACCCUCCAUUUGAGCGUGAAGCGCGAGGAAACCCUGCCCACUUACACUCGCCAGAACCCCGUCACGCGUGCCACCAAACGCCUCACCGGCCGGUUCCCACUAAAGAUCUCCAAGCCCAUGAACCCGACCCUCGUAGAGGAAAAUGAUACUGCUUCCUCCAAGUACUCUCGGGACUCUGCGGAGAUCCAUCCUCCCGACCUCGCACACCACCCUGCUAUGUACUCGGGUCACAUGGUUUGA
Messenger RNA from Penicillium digitatum Pd1, 777 nucleotides. RefSeq lists its product as uncharacterized. NCBI's taxonomy places the organism in Eukaryota, Fungi, Ascomycota, Eurotiomycetes, Eurotiales, Aspergillaceae. The record is from RefSeq and is a predicted model, not a curated record.